Messenger RNA from Oryza brachyantha (malo sina), 629 nucleotides. RefSeq lists its product as uncharacterized. The transcript has a single exon. Lineage: Eukaryota; Viridiplantae; Streptophyta; Magnoliopsida; Poales; Poaceae. The record is from RefSeq and is a predicted model, not a curated record. The coding region runs from base 117 to 491 and encodes 124 amino acids.
UCGAAUCGAGGAGAAGAAGGCGAAGAGGUGUCGCGUCGCGGCUUUUGAUCGAGACGGACGUGGAGCAGGGCUGCUGAUCUCAUCGGUUCGAGAGGUUGUCGGGUUGAUUGAUUCCCAUGGAGAGGGGUUGCAAUGGCGGCGGCGGCGGCGGCGUCAAGGUGACGUUCAUCGAGACGCAGUUCGUGACGUCCGACGCCGCCGGGUUCAAGUCCCUCGUGCAGCGCCUCACCGGCAACGACGCCACGGCCGCCGCCCAUCCGCCGCCGCUCCAGAGGCCGCGGCCGUGCCGGGCCGCCGCCGACGGGUGGAGGGGAGGAGCCGGCGGCGCGACCACGGUGGUCGCGGCGGCGCAGCGGGAGGCCGUGCCGCCGUCGCCGUGGGUGGAUGAGAUGCUGCUGCUCUACGAGACGUGCGACCUCGACGAGAUGCUCGUCGGCGCGAGCGGAGGACGGUGCCACGGCGGCGGCGGCUACGGUGGCUUCCCCUGUUGAUCAACGCCCCGUGAUCGAUGCUCCCUGCAGAUUGUUUCAUUCUUUUUAUUUUUCCUUUUUUUCUGAAUUACUCUGUUACACCCUGUCCUGUAAGCUGUAACGUUUUGGUGCGAUCGGGGAAUGUAUUUUUGGAGUCGC